AUGGAUUUAAGUUUAAAGGGCUCGCAGAUAAAUUUGGUUACACGACAAAAGCCUAAACCCAAGUACUCAUCACAAACAAAUCUUUUAAAGCCCACAACACGCUGUUAUUCUAGACCUAGAUCGGCUAGUUUUUUCGAAAGACGUUCCUUAACAUCUUUGCACUUAAGGCCUCAAUCGGCGGAUCCUAAAUUUGGUAGAAAUUUCGCAAGCCCAUGUGGUUCUUACAGUACACAGGAUUCUGAUUUUUCUAAUUUGAAUUUGAGCAAAAGGCAACAGAAAAAGUUUCAAUCUGUGUCUUCCUCAAAUCUGUUGAAAUUAUUAUUGGAUGAACCUAUUAAAAGGUCGUGGUUGUGUAAGGAUUCUACAAAUAAUAGUGAGGGAGAUGCAUCUGAAUUGAGUUCUUCUAGGAAAAGUGGCAGUUAUAAUUCAUUGCAUAAACCGGUGAAUAACGAAAAAUAUAUGAGCACGAUAAGAAAUCCAACUAGAAAAAUUUCAUCAGCUACCUCUUACUCUAUGCUACAGGGUGCCAAAGACAAAGUAAAUCGAGAGGAAUACUAUAGCUAUCGUACAGCAUCAUCUAAACCAGAUCUUCCGGGUAGAGUAUCGUUUUCAAAACCCUCCACUCUGCAGCUGCAAAGUGAUGACAAUGAUUCUAGUGAUUAUGAAAAUUUAAAUACUUAUGUGUUACAAAACUCUUCUAUAACAAAAUCAGAAGAUAUAUCUGCACCAGGGCCUAUAAAUCCCAUAGAUUAUUCGUUUAAAACAAAAACAGAAGUGGCUGCUCCAACUCUGCACAAGGAAUUGUCUUCUUUAAGUUUAAAAAAGUCUGUACACUUCGGUUCUUCCGCCAAUGGUGAAGAAGUUUUAGCUGAGACUUUUGAAUAUCCCAAGUGUCCUUCGGAAAAUUGUUCUUGCAGUACCAGAUCAUCAUCUUCUGGCUCCAUACAAGAAUCCCCCAGUCCUAAAUGUUAUUGUGACUCAUCUACUUGCAAGUAUCUAAUGGAACCUUUUGAUAAACUUCCUGAAGUAGACCCAGAAAUGGCAACAAGUAAUGAUACUAACACACCAAAAACAAUUCAAAAAACUAAUAAAAUCUCUUUGGACAUAGCAGAACCAGAGGAGUCUCAAGUUAUACGAGACUAUAAAAAUGCCAUAGGUGAACAGCUGGAAAAUUCAGUAGUAAAAAAUCUUCUUGAAGAAAAUAAACCAAAAUCUUCCUCUAACUCGAAUUUAAACAAUUUUGAAUUGCCUUCUUAUCUGUCCAAGUAUUCGAAUCCUACACAAACGCCGCCCGAUGUCAUAGAGAAGCCAAAUAAUUUAGCCGAACACAAAACUAUCAAUUCCAACUACAAAUCAGAAGUGGCUAAAAAAGAUUUUCUUAAAAUGGAAAAUCAAUUGGAAAGUCCCACAAAAAAGAGCUCAAGUGAUACGGUCAUUAACAAUUACUUAAAAGUGGCCGCCUCCACAUCUGCCAUUAUUAAGAAGAAGGAAAACAAUAAUAACAAACCAGAAGCGAAAAAAUCUUCAACCACAGGCAAUAAUAACUCGUUGUCCAAGCCAAAUCCCAAAACACCUUCCAUAGCGCCCUUAACGCAAAAUAACAUUAAAAAAGCCAAAAGUUUUGGUAAUUUAAGAGAAGAUUCCAAUUUGCAUGAAUUCAAUAUUGAUAAAAUUGACACUUGGAUGUCUAUGCAUGAGCAAUCCUCUCAAGCCAUAAGCACAAAGUCUGCACUAAAUGAUCAUGCCGCUUUAGAAGAGUCAUUUGAAAAAUUCACCCAAGAAACACUGGAAGCCAUGUCGGCUCUAGAUCCCGAAGAGGAGGAGGAUGAUGAUGAUGAGGAAGAUGAAAAAUCUAUGGAUCAAUCACAAGAUGAUUCAACAUACGAUGAGAUAGUAUCGGUGAUUAAAGAAAUAGAGGAGGACAAAAAGAAGGACAAUUUAGCCGAACGUGUUAAUUCGGAAAUGAAUUUAAAAUUGAGUACCACACCCAGUACUGGAACACCUCAUAGUCCACCAGAAACUUCUAAAUCAAAAGAAUCUCCGGAUAAAUAUAAAGAUAUUUUAAGCUAUUUGGAUAAUGUGGAGGAUAGUUGUGAGAAAACUUUAAUGGAAACCAGACGUUCCAUGCCAGACACCAAUCGCAGCGAAGUGGAAUUUGUGGUAGAACCAGAUAUAGCAGAGGAUGUACCCAAGCUUUCCGAUUUAUUAAUGCUGCCUAACCAUCAGUUAGCUCGCCGUGUUAUAGCUCUCAGUUUGAGGGCCAAUGAACUGGCUAAUGCUGUACACCUGUCCAAAGAACAUAUCAUGAAAGUGCGCACCGAAAAACAAAAAAGCAUUAGAUCUGAGAAAACCAAUGCCGCCAAUCGUAUGAAAGAACAAAAGAAACACUAUGAGGCCAUAGUCAAAAGGCAUCAGGGUUUCAUAGAGCAAUUGUUAAAAGACAAAGGAUCGCUGUGUGAAAAAGUGGCUGCUCUUACCAGGCGCUUGGAGAGUCAAAAUCAAGCGUGGGAACACAAAUUGGAAACAGAAGUAACACGUGUUAAAGAAAACACCAUGGCGGGAGAGAAAAUACGUCGAGAAAGAUGGGUGAGAGAGAAUACCAAGAAAAUUAAGGAACUUACGGUUAAAGGUUUGGAGACGGAAAUCAAUAAAAUGAAUUGUAAUCAUCAAAAAGAAAUCACCGAAUUAAAAAGAGCCCAUCAGCAACAAUUGCUGGAUGCUUUGGAAGAAGACCGUUUGAAACAUGAACAGAUUGAAAAAAGCAUAAGAGAGUCUUGUGCUCAAGAUCGGGAAUCUAUAAUAAGUAAAGAAAGAAAUGCUAUAAGAGAAAGAUUUGAGCGUCAACUGGAAGAAGAACGAAAUUCUUUUGACGAACAAAAGCAAAAGUUAAUAGAAGAUCAUCAUGGAGAAAAGCAGCGUUUGCAAAGUGAAUUAAAGUCCAAAGAACAAGAACUACAAACAAAGCGUGUCGAAUGGCAACAAGAAAAAGAUACGGAAAUGGAGCAGGCCAUUUCAGAACUACAGGAAAAAAUGUCGAAACAAGAAGAAAAGUUCCUUAAUCGUUUAAAUACCAUGGAAAAACAAUAUGAGGCCGAUUUUGAAAUGUGGAAAACUGAAUACGAAAACAAAUGUAAAGUCCAGCAGGUGGAAAAAGAGAAUGCCAUACGCCAACACUAUCGCAGUGAGAGAGAUCGACAAAUUGAUGCAAUUGUCCAAAGAAUGGAUGCAGAGGCGGUCAAAAAUAAUGAGGAGUUUGAAAAUAAAAUAAGCCGUUUGAGGGAGAAAUAUGACAAGGAUUUGCAGGAGCUGGAGUGUGUGGAAAAAUCUGUAAGAGAAAAAUAUGCGGAAACAAGAAGCAAAUUGGCUGAGUCUGAUGCCCAAGCAAGAAAUUUACAGGCCGAAAUUAAACAAUUGCAAAUAGAGCUGGAUCAUAGUAAGAAGAUGUGCUCUGAAUUUGUUAACGAACGUGAUCAAUUGCGAGAAAAUCUUCGUUCGGAUAUACAAAAUGAAGUGCAGUCCUUGAAACAAGAACGAGAUCAAGAAAUACAAAAGAUUCAUAAAAGAGUUCAACAGGCCAUUGAGAAAAAGGAUGCCACCAUCGACAUAUUGCAAAAGGAAAAUGGCAGUUUGAGAGAACGAUGUUUAAAGUUGGAGGCCGUUAUAAGGCAGCAACGAAAGGACUAUUGUGUCAAGUAAUUCAAAAUCACUUAAUGGAGAAUUUAAAAUUUUCCCAAAUAAUGUAUUUUUCUAUGCCUAAAAAAUAAACAUA
Calliphora vicina (urban bluebottle blowfly) is the source of this 3769-nucleotide messenger RNA. RefSeq names its product dilatory (gene dila). The transcript has 9 exons. Lineage: Eukaryota; Metazoa; Arthropoda; Insecta; Diptera; Calliphoridae. The record is from RefSeq and is a predicted model, not a curated record. Gene Ontology annotation, cellular component: centriolar satellite. The coding region runs from base 1 to 3696 and encodes 1231 amino acids. Gene Ontology annotation, biological process: regulation of centrosome duplication; intraciliary transport involved in cilium assembly; cilium assembly.